AUGCCUGGCACACAGUCAGUGCUCAGUGGACAGCUGAUGGUUUCUGCCCGCCACGUGGGCCAGCGAGCUCUGGCCAGAGCUGAAGCUGUUGCUGAUGGCUUUGCUGAGGACCUGCCUGAGCUCUCCCAGUUGCUGCUUUGCGACCUUACUUUACAUUUUAAUCAUCCUGUGAAGACAGAUGACUUACAGGAACCAGAAGGGAAAACCCCCCUCUUUGAAGAAUCUAAAAUAUCAGAUGUAUCCUUUGCUUCUACCAGUUUUUCUAUCUGAUUUCUUUUUGUUUGUUGUGAAUUUGUAACUGUAUUUAUUGUAGAAUUAACAUGUAUCUGGGAGAAUUGAGUCUACUAAUAUAUUUAAUAUGAUAAAAAACAAAAUAAAAAUAUGAUGAGUUGUAAAUAAUUAUUUAAUAUCCUUGAAGGCUGUUUUAUUGUUUUAAUGUUUCGAAGAAUGGCUAAUUCAUUUCACUAGUGGCAAGAAUAUGAUACAGGAAAUUGGCCAUGGGGCAUUGCUUAUCCUUUACUUUAUGCUUGAAUUUGGCUCAGAUUGAAAGAGAGUUAACCAAAUUAGAAGUGGAUGGUAUGAAUUUGUAUUAAUCAGAUCUCUCCUGGUCACAAGUGCCAAAAACAACUCAAGUUAGCUGAAGCAUUUAUUGGGUCAUGUGACUUGGAAGCGGUUGAAAUAGAUGUCAGGGACUCUACUAAUUUAUCAUCUGUUUAUAACCUGGUUCUAUUUCUGUGCAUUGACUUUAUCCUCUUCUGUUAGACUGGUUUCCUACAUAUGGCAGGUAGAAGAGAGUAGAGACAUGGCAGCGGACAUGAUUCACUACCAAAUAGUUGCUUUGAAAUCUAUGACCUCUUUCAUUUCAGAGAUUUUCAAACAUAAAGGACAGUAGGCCCUAAAGCAAGACACAAGAUCAGCUCACAGUGUCUGCUAUCCUCACCACCCAACUCAGUGUUUAACACAGAAUAGGCACUAAUUAAAUGCUUGUUGAAAUUCUGUUGAAUAAACAUGGAAAUGAAUGAAGAUUUUUCAGCUUUAGAACUCCCUAGCUCUGGACCCUAAAUUGAGAACUCCCAGUUUGUAAGCAUGAAGCUUGAUGAA
Messenger RNA from Leptonychotes weddellii (Weddell seal), 1101 nucleotides. NCBI's taxonomy places the organism in Eukaryota, Metazoa, Chordata, Mammalia, Carnivora, Phocidae. The record is from RefSeq and is a predicted model, not a curated record.